AUGGCCUCUGACUUGGAUCUAGAUGAUAAAAGAGUUGAAUUUGUCGCGGAUUAUGUUUUAAAAUCCAAUAAAAUAAAGGGUGAUAAAUGGAUGAAGCUAUGGAACAAUGAAGAAGCGAAGCAAAUAAUAUUCAAUUUCUUUGACAAGCCAGAUAUAUCACAAUUGUUUAUCGUAAUGAACGCAGCUGGAUUGUUGCAAGCGCAACUGGAAUGUCCUUCUGGGGUCAAAUCCAAAUCCUGUUUCUUUAUGAAGAAAGAAAAAUGCAUGAUCAAAAAGGAUUCUCCUGUGAAUAAGCUUCUUAUUUAUGGAGAUCUCCCACAAAACCCUUUGGAACAUUUUUCAGCUUUUGUUGAUGAGGUGCUUCUGCCUUUGGUUUCCAACAAAAGGAAUUACGUUUCUUGGCCAGACGUUGUUUACGAAGAUGUCGUGAAACACGCACACGGGCUGAAACGGCAAACCGAUAUUAUUGUGGGACAGGCAAAAGGAAAAACCCUUCUUCCUCUUUUAGUUGAUUCUGAGAAAACAAAGGAUCAUGUUAAAGAAGGGAAAAUAACUCGCUCUUUGGUCUAUGCAAUCGAAUCUCUGGUCAUUGCCUGGUCGCAUCAAAUUCAUAAAGCUUUGCUCAAGGACUCGGCCCAACCCCUUUUAAAUGGACUCAACCCGAAUCCGCUGGUCGAAUUGGACUUUUGGAAAGCAAAAGCAACCAAUUUGGAGAAUAUCUAUGAUCAGCUCAAUGCUCCAAAAGCGCGUCAAAUGGCACAAAUAUUGGAGAGCGCUAACAGUAGCUAUUUUGUUCCGUUCAAAGAAAUGUUCAAGUCGGUUGUUGUUGCUUUACGUGAGGCACAAGAUAUUCAUAAUCAUUUGGCCAUUUUGCGCCCCUAUUUGGAGGAUAUGGAACAGGCUGAAUUGGAACAACUACGAACACAUUUUGAACCGGUGAUGCAUUUGUUAUGCUUGAUUUGGGCCGACUCUCCCGGUUAUCGACAACCCGGACGUAUACUGAUCAUUUUACAAGAAUUGUGCAACUUAAUUAUUGACCAGUGUCGCGUAUAUCUGGAUCCGACGGAUGUGUUAAAAGCCGAACCGGAGGAAGCAAUUAACAAGGUGAAUUUGACACUCAGUGUGCUGCACGCGUUCAAAACGUGCUAUGAGGAGCAUCGAGCCAAGUUGCAUGAAUAUUUUGCCAAGGUGAAGGACGAGAGUGGUCAACCGAUCGAGCCGGUCCUGUGGGAAUUCAAGACGGAAUUGGCUUUCGGCCGGUAUGAUGCUUUCACCGAACGUGUACAAUUUGUUCAGCAUCUGAUGAACACAUCGUUGGAAUUUUUGAAAUUGGAAAAAGUGGUUUUCGGUGGCCUGGUCGGAAAUUCGCUGAAUAUUCGAUUGAAAGAAAUCAAUGAAUCAUAUGUGGAAAAGUACAAGUCGAAUCUUCCUGGAGCACACGCUGAUGGCUUAUGUGAUAUAAUCUUCAAUGGACUUAAUAAUCCGAAUCCUAGUACAGGUGGUACGAAUCUGAAACGAUCGGGACACAUCGACCUUACGACUCGUGCAAAGCAGAAGACGGAAGAUUGA
Echinostoma caproni is the source of this 1569-nucleotide messenger RNA. Lineage: Eukaryota; Metazoa; Platyhelminthes; Trematoda; Plagiorchiida; Echinostomatidae. The record is from the annotation of a GenBank genome assembly.